AUGGAGACUUGGAAGGCGUUUUGGGAGUUCAUCAUUCUUGCAGCUAGUUUUGGCUUCAUCAAGUCACAGAGAAUUGUCUGCAGGGAAGCGUCUGUGGGAGAUGUCGUGUUUCUAGUGGACGCCAACAUCUACCCCCAACAUACCCGCAGCAUGCGGAACUUCUUGUACAUCAUGGUAAACAGCUUCAAUGUCAGCAAAGAGACCAUCCGCGUGGGGCUGGCUCAGUACGGCGACAUGCCCCAUUCCGAAUUCCUACUUUCCACCUACCCCCGCAAAGUCGAUGUUUUGAAACACAUUCAAAGGUUUCAAUUUCGGCCUGGGGGCCACAGGUUGGGCCUGGCCCUGCAGUUCCUUCUAGAUCAGCACUUCCAGGCAGCAACAGGGAGUCGCGCAAGCCAGGGCGUGCCUCAGACGGCCCUGGUGAUCAGCAGCAGCCCAGCUGAGGACGGUGCGCGGGAAGCCGCCGAGGCCCUCAGGAGGGCGGGCGUCCGGCUUUAUACCCUUGGUGUCAAAGAUGCGGUUUUGGCCGAGCUCAAGGAGAUUGCGAGCAGUCCUGAGGAGAAGUUCGCCUCUUUUGUUCCCAACUUCUCUGAUCUGCGCGGUCAUGCUCAGAAGCUGCAGCAACAGCUCUGUGACACUUUGGCAAAGGCAGUUCAGCCUGUUGACAACGUCUUUCCAGCUUGCAGAGAGGCAGUCUUAGCAGACAUUGUCUUCCUAGUAGACAGCUCAACCAGCAUUGGACCCCAGAACUUCCAAAAAGUGAAGAACUUCCUUUACUCUGUCAUCUUGGGGCUUGACAUCAGCAGUGACCAGGUCCGAGUGGGACUUGCUCAGUAUAAUGACAACAUCUACCCAGCCUUUCAGCUGAACCAGCACCCUCUGAAGAGUGUGGUCCUGGAGAAGAUCCAGAAUCUUCCCUACCGUACAGGAGACACAAACACAGGGAGUGCCCUGGAGUUUAUCAGGAGGCACUACUUGACUGAGGCAGCUGGCAGCCGGGCCAAGGACAGGGUUCCUCAGAUAGUUAUCCUGGUGACAGAUGGGGAGUCAAAUGAUGAAGUUCAGGAGGCAGCUAACAAGUUAAAAGAAGAUGGAGUGGUUGUUUAUGUGGUAGGGGUCAAUGUCCAAGAUGUCCAGGAAUUGCAAAAAAUAGCCAGUGAGCCAUUUGAGAAGUAUCUCUUCAACAUCGAAAACUUCAACACCCUUCAGGAUUUCUCAGGAGGCAUUCUUCAGACUCUGUGCUCAGCAGUGGAGGGUAAGAUAAAAGAAUUCACCCAAGCUUAUGCAGAUGUGGUCUUUCUUGCCGACACCUCACAGGGCACAUCACAUGCCAGUUUCCAGUGGAUGCAGAAUUUCAUCUCCAGAGUGAUUGACCUGCUGGAUGUUGGCAGGGACAAGUACCAGAUUGGGCUGGCUCAGUAUGGUGAUCAAGGCCACAUGGAAUUUUUGCUCAAUACCUACCAGACCCGGGAUGAGAUGAUUGCCCAUGUCCGUGACCACUUUUUGCUCCAGGGUGGCUCCAGGAGGACGGGCAAAGCUCUGCGAUAUCUUCAUCAGACUUUCUUCCAGGAGGCAGCAGGAAGCCGGUUUCUCCAGGGUGUUCCGCAAUAUGCAGUGGUCAUGACCUCAGGCAAAUCUGAGGAUGAGGUCUGGGAUGCCGCACAGACUUUGAGGGAAAAAGGCGUGAAAGUCAUGUCUGUGGGUGUACAGGACUUUGACAGGAGAGAACUGGAGGGGAUGGCAACCCCACCCCUUGUAUAUGAGAUGCAAGGACAAGAUGGAGUCAGACAGCUGAUGCAGGAUGUGGGUGUGGUGAUCCAAGGGACCGGGCAGCUCGGGCUCGGGACUGCGUCUGAGAAGGAGCCUGUAGUAGCAUGUCCGACGGCUAUCCCAACUGAUUUGGUCUUUCUCAUUGAGGAAUUCAGCUGGGACAGGCAACCAAAUUUCCAACAGGUCGUCAGCUUCUUAAAGACCACUGUCAGCUCUCUAAACGUUCGUCCAGAUGGUGUGAGAAUUGGCUUGGUCUUUUACAGUGAGGAACCACGACUGGAGUUUUCCCUGGAUGCAUUUCAGAACCCAGCCAAAAUCUUAGAGUAUUUGGACAAAAUAACCUACCGGAGAAGAAGUGGAAGGACCAAGACUGGAGCUGCUUUGGAUUUCCUAAGGAACGAAGUUUUCAUUGAGGAGAGGGGCAGCCGGUUCAAACACGGUGUGCAGCAGCUGGCCGUGGUCAUCACGGAAGGCUUCUCUCAAGACCAGUUGUCCAAGCCAGCUUCCCUCCUCCGCAGGGCAGGGGUUGCCAUCUACGCGGUGGGCACCCACCUAGCCUCAGAGAGUAAGGACCUGGAGAAUAUAGCAUCAUAUCCUCCUUGGAAGCAUGUCAUCUCGCUGGAAUCCUUUCUGCAACUCUCUGUUGUGGGAAACAAGAUUAAGAACCAACUCUGCCCUGAGACUGUGGACAAAGGUGUUUCCAUUUCUGGGAUGGGCCAGGCUCCACAAGAAGACUGUGUGCACAUUGAGAAGGCCGAUAUUUACUUCCUUGUCGAUGGGUCUAGCAGCAUCAACCAUGAUGAUUUUCUCGAAAUGAAGACAUUCAUGAAUGGGGCGAUAAAGAGGUUCCAAAUUGGGCCUGACAGAGUACAGUUUGGAGUCGUUCAGUACUCAGAUGGAAUUGAUAUUCAGUUUAUCCUCAACCAGUAUUCCAGUGUGUCAGGACUGAAGGCAGCCAUUGAUGACAUCCAGCAGAGGAAAGGUGGCACCAUGACCGGUCAGGCCUUGAGCAGCAUGGCUCAGGUCUUUGUGAACACCACCCGCAGCGGUGUGCCUUGGUAUCUCAUAAUCAUCACUGAUGGUAAAUCUGAAGACCCGGUGGCUGAGCCUGCAGAGGCAUUGAGGAGAGAAGGAGUCAUCAUUUAUGCUAUUGGAAUAAAAAAUGCUAAUGUUAUGGAGCUCAAGGAGAUAGCUAAAGAUAAGACGUUUUUCACGCCUGAGUUUGAUUCCUUGAAGGCCAUCCAACAAGAUGUGGUCCAGGACAUCUGCUCCUCAGAGACCUGUAAGAAUAGGCAAGCUGAUAUUAUCUUCCUGAUAGACGGUUCGGAAUCCAUCUCCCCAAAAGACUUUGAAAAGAUGAAGGGAUUCAUCAAGCGGAUGGUGAACCAAGCUGAUAUUAGUGCUGAUGAAAUUCAGAUUGGCCUUUUGCAGUUCAGCUCAACUCCUCAGGAAGAAUUCAGGCUUGACCAAUACUCCUCAAAGGCGGACAUCCACAGAGCCAUCUCAAAUGUUCAGCAGAUGAAGGAUGGCACCCACACUGGGAAAGCCCUGACUUUCACUCUGCCUUUUUUUGACAGUUCAAGAGGAGGGAGACCCAGUGUUCAUCAGUAUUUGGUUGUGAUCACUGAUGGGGUUGCCCAGGAUGACGUGGUCGUGCCAGCCAAGUCUCUCAGGGACAGGAACAUCAUUAUUUUUGCCAUUGGGGUGGGAGAAGCCAAAAAUGCUCAGCUUUUGCAGAUUACUGAUGACCCGCAGAAAGUGUACUAUGAAGAGAAUUUUGAGUCCCUGCAGAACUUGGAGAAGAAACUUCUUCUUAAGGUUUGCAUUCCGCAAGGAUGCGACGUAGCUUUGUCUGUAGGAGUUGAUAUUUCCACUUCCGCAAGGCAAGUUCAGCAGAAGCUUCAAGGGUUACUGCCGGAGGUGAUGCGACCGUUGGCCUCGCUUUCCAACAUUAGCUGUAGUGCUGCUGGUGGCCUCAACCUGAUGUUCCGCUACUUGGUCCCUGGCUCAAAUGGCCAGCUUAUCUUUGACUCAGGCUUUAAAAAGUAUAGCGAUGAUAUUAUUCAGGCAUUCUUAAUUCAUCAGACUGCCACGAGCAACUAUAUGGAUGCGGAUUUUUUGCAGUCCCUGGGAGAUCACGCUAUCCAUCUGUCUUCUGCUAAAGUGAAGGUCCUUUUAGUGUUUACAGACGGACUGGAUGAUAAUUUCCAGAGACUGAAGAUAACAUCUGAGCUUCUCCGCAGCAAAGGAUUCUCUGGGCUCCUCUUUAUUGGCCUGGAAGGUGUGCAUAAAUUAGAAGAGCUCCAGGAGCUAGAAUUUGGCAGAGGAUUCAUAUAUAAUCAACCUCUGAGCAUCACACUGCAAUCCCUCCCAAGCAUCUUACUGAAGCAACUUGACACAAUUGUGGAAAGAAGAUGCUGCAAUAUAUAUAUAAAGUGUUUUGGAGAAGAUGGGUACCAGGGUGAUGGUGGAAACCCUGGGAGCAAGGGAAAGCUGGGUGCUGAUGGGUUACCUGGUCAUCCUGGUGAAGAAGGUGGACAUGGAGAAAGAGGCCCCCAGGGCCUUCCUGGACCCCGAGGUGAGGAAGGAUGCCCAGGUGUGAGAGGACCUAAGGGAGCAAGAGGAUUUUCAGGAGAGAAGGGAAGCCCUGGUGAUGAAGGUGUUGACGGCUUGGUUGGGGAACAGGGUAAUCGUGGAGCCCCGGGGUCAUCUGGAGAAAAAGGAAAUAGGGGAAAUCGGGGCUUGACAGGACCACCUGGACCUCCUGGAGAGCACGGAGAGCCUGGGUUAAGGGGAGACCCUGGAGAUCCUGGAGCAGAUAGUUACAUCCAAGGCCCUAAGGGAGAAAAAGGAAGGCGUGGACAUUGGGGACGUUCUAGUUUCGAUGGACCUCAGGGGGAACCUGGAAAUGUUGGCCCUCAGGGGUCAAGAGGAAGACGAGGUGUGCCAGGGCUGAAGGGUGUGCGUGGAGAAUCCGGUGAACGGGGUUACCACGGAGAGCUUGGAUACCCUGGCUCACAGGGACUGAGAGGAAGGCAAGGACCACCAGGAAAUUCUGGACAAAGAGGCUUACCGGGUGCUGAGGGGGUUCCUGGGCCUCCAGGGCCAAUUGGUUCCAAAGGAAAAGCUGGACCAACAGGAAUGAAGGGGGAAGUUGGUGAUGCAGGAGCCACAGGCCCGCAGGGUCCACAAGGACUAAGAGGGCAACCUGGCCUUUUAGGUCCAGAUGGAUAUGGAUAUCCGGGAAGAAAAGGAAAAAAGGGUGAACCUGGAUUUCCUGGCUCUCCUGGUGCACAAGGAGAAGAUGGUGAUCGGGGCCACCAAGGAGAGAAGGGGGCAAAGGGAAUCAGAGGAAGGAGGGGUAAUGCUGGCUUUCCUGGACUUAUUGGAACUCCAGGUGACCAAGGCCCUCCAGGACCAGUGGGCAUCAAGGGGCUCAAAGGCUUGGCAGAUAUGACGCCUUGUGAAAUCAUUGCUAUCAUACAAGAGAACUGCCAUGAGAUGGAUGGAACCAACAGAUUUCACCUGUUUGUCUGGGAGACCGAGAGUCAGCAGGACGUGGAGCACAUGGUCCACUGCACUCUCUGCUAUGACAAGUGCAGACCAGACCCAGAGUGUGAGCGGAGUGCGCCAGGACCCCUGGCAGGGGACAUGGAUGUGGUAUUCGUGGUGGACAGCUCCUAUGGCAUUGGUGCUGAUGUGUACCGCACUGCCCUGAGUCUAGUGGAUGCCAUGCUCAACGACCUGGAGGUGGCUGCGCAGCCUAGCAUGUCCCUCCGUGGGGCGCGUGCUGCCCUGGUGAUGUACACAACUCCAGGCUUCUGGCCCGGUGCAGGGCGCCCCCCUGUGCUGGAGGGCUUCCACCUGACCUCCUACGGCCAAAAGAUACAGAUGCGGAGGUACCUCCGUGAGGCUUCUGGCCGCCCUCUGCAGGGAGCUCCCGCCCUGGGACACGCCCUGGAGUGGACUCUGGAGAAGGUGCUCCUGGCAGCCCCUCUGCCCAGGCAGGUGCGGGUCCUCUUCGCCAUCGUGGCCAGUGAGACCAGCAGCUGGGACCAGGAGAAGCUAAGGACUCUGUCCCUGGAGGCCAAGUGCAAGGGCAUCACUCUGUUUGUGCUGGCCUUGGGCCCAGGUGUGGGUACCCAUGAGCUGGCUGAGCUGGAGGGUGUGGCCAGCCUCCCCACCGAGCAGCACCUGCUACGUCUGGAGGGAAUCUCAGGCCAGGAAGUAGCCUAUGCCCAGGGAUUCACGAGGGCCUUCCUGAACCUUCUAAAAAGUGGAAUAAACCAGUACCCAUCCCCCGAGCUCAUUGGAAAAUGUGGGGGCCCGAACCGAGGGGACACUCUGCUGCAACCAUUUAGGCUUGUCAGGAGGUUGCCCAGGCUCCAAUUUGGCCAAUCUGGCUUUGCGGGUGAUCUGGAAGCACUUGGAGGGACAGACAUUUUGCUAGAGGAGAAUAGAAAAGCCACAGUGAAAUCUGUAACUUGGCAAGAAGCACUUGAAAAUUAUGAAAAGAAUGGACAUGGUGCUGAAGGAAAUGGACAAAGGCCUGCAAGACGAAAACAAACUGGAAAAGAAAGAAAUUCAGGCACUGCCUAUGGUAGUCUUACCAAGGCAGUGAUUUUCAGUCUUGGCUGUAAAUUAGAAUCGCCUGAGAAUCUAAACAUUCUCAAUGCUUAG
Molecule: messenger RNA, 6450 nt
Organism: Leptonychotes weddellii (Weddell seal)
Lineage: Eukaryota; Metazoa; Chordata; Mammalia; Carnivora; Phocidae
Source: RefSeq, a predicted model, not a curated record